Messenger RNA from Nicrophorus vespilloides, 1397 nucleotides. Its product is annotated as beta-1,3-glucosyltransferase. The transcript is spliced from 8 exons. The record is from RefSeq and is a predicted model, not a curated record. The annotation marks the transcript as partial. Gene Ontology annotation, cellular component: membrane. Gene Ontology annotation, molecular function: acetylglucosaminyltransferase activity. Lineage: Eukaryota; Metazoa; Arthropoda; Insecta; Coleoptera; Silphidae.
AUGCUGAAGAUGUGGUCUUCGUCAUCUUGAGUCAACCGAAUCCAUAUCACUUGGCCCGAGCGCAAGAGCUCAAGAACAACAUCCAGGCACAAUCCAAGGAUCAAUUCGUCGUCCAUUUAUCACACUUGGAUUUCCCACAUGCCGGCGGCUGGACGAUAAUCCCGUUGAUCCCGCAGCUCUCGCGUCUGCAUGGAUCCAACUCCAGUUUCAUCGUUUUCCUGGAGGACGGGACGAGGGUCAGACUUGGACGUCUUCUGGACACGUUACGCACUCGCAGAGGAAAGGAUGAAGUGUUUUUGGGCUACGCUCUGCACGAUCGUGAACCUUCCAUAAUCCAUCAUUUCGCCUUCUACGAGGAUCCGACGAGUUUCAAAUACCCAAAUCUAGCGUCAGGUUUUGCCAUCAGCACUGCACUUCUGCUUAGGUUGAACGAAAGGUUGCGACGUGAGAAUAUGCCGAAGACCGAUUUCAAUAUAGAUAGCGUUCACGAGUUUUCGCUCUUCGUGUGGAACGAUGGUGCAGGGGUGGCGUUAUCACACGAUUCCUCCUUCUGCGUGGCCGACGAGGGCGAAGCGUGCGCCACCCACGUGCGGCCCUUCGAAUCAUGUGGGGACGUCGCGCCUCGAGGAUCGAUCUACUUUGCGGUGAAGACGUGCUCCAAAUUCCACGAGGAUCGCGUGCCCAUCGUGAAGAAGACGUGGGCAAAACACGCAGCAAUUCUUAGGUUUUUCAGCGACGUCGAAGAUGAUACAGUUCCUACUGUAACAUUGGGAGUCGCCAAUACCGAGCACGGACAUUGCGAGAAGACGUUUUCCAUCCUCAGGUACAUCAACAGAGAAAUCGAGAACAGAAAUUCGGAUAUUCGAUGGAUCUUCAUUGCUGAUGAUGACACAAUCCUCAGCGUGUCCGGCCUGAGGGCACUCCUCGGCUGCUACGAUUCUGGUGAUGCGGUGGCUCUCGGGGAACGGUACGGUUACGGAAUGUCCGCCCCGGGCGCCGGCUACGAUUACAUCACGGGCGGCGGUGGAAUCGCAAUCAGCCGCCCCCUACUUUCGCGCCUCGCACUCAACUGUUCCUGUCCAACCGCCUCCGCCCCGGACGACAUGUACAUGGGUUUGUGUUUGAAGGAAAUCGGAACAGUCAUAACGCAUUCGCCUCUCUUCCAUCAGGCGAGACCCAUGGAUUACGCAGAGGCAUAUCUUCGGUCUUACAGCGCCGUUUCAUUCCACAAACACUGGAUGGUCGAUCCCAUCAAAGUCUACAACAGUUGGUUUGCAUAUGCAGACACUGUCGCAGCACACACGGAGCUCUGAAGCAAAAACUACUUAAUCCAAUCAGUAUUUCUGUUUUAACUGUUUGUUACCGCUUUUCACCAAAUAAAAUAUUUUCAUACCAAA